AUGCCUUUUAGCAGAAGCAAUACAAUUGCGAUGAACAUGGAUAAUUCGUCAAAAGUGGAGUAUGGGCGUCUCAUUAAAAUAUCUCACUCUUCACAAAAUCCAUCACCAUCUCUUGUCAACCAGUGGAACUCUGAGGAUGAUGAAUCUCCAAUGCCAUCAUCACUGUACAAUCCACUGGUUGAGCCUAGUCCAUUGGGCUUGCAGUUGAACAAGACUCAAUCAUUAUUAGAAUUGAUCGAGAAGAGGCUCUCCGAGGAAUAUAGUGCUUCCCUUACUGUAAAAUUUAGUAAAAAUCGUAACUAG
This is a messenger RNA of Fraxinus pennsylvanica, 303 nucleotides long. Lineage: Eukaryota; Viridiplantae; Streptophyta; Magnoliopsida; Lamiales; Oleaceae. The record is from the annotation of a GenBank genome assembly.